UCGAGCGGUUAGAAAUAAUAAUUAUAAAAAAAAAAGAAAAGAAAAGAAAAGCUCAGAACUAAUCGGUGAUUCAACGACGUGAAGUGUCUGUACACACACUUUCUCCUAUAUCUUCUUCUAAUCUGUAUUCUGUACAGAAUUUAAAGAUAGAGAAAAGGUGGAAAUGGCGAGCUCAGCUGAGAAGGAAACCUUGAGCGGUGCCAAAGAUGAAGUUGUUUCCUUGGAACUCCCUGCUCCUACUGGUUGGAAGAAGAAGUUCAUGCCCAAAAAAGGUGGGACUCCUAAAAAGAAUGAGAUCAUAUUCACUGCCCCAACAGGGGAGGAGAUCACUAACAGAAGACAGUUGGAACAGUACUUAAAAUCACACCCUGGCAGCCCAGCAAUAUCAGAGUUUGAUUGGGGAACAGGUGAGACCCCAAGGAGAUCGGCCAGGAUUAGUCAGAAGGCAAAGGCAACUACUCCACCAGAAAAUGAGCCCCCAAAGAAACGAAGCAGGACAUUUUCAGGUUCAAAGAAGGAUAACAAAGAAAAAGAAGUUGCUCCUGAAAAAACUGAGGCCAUGAAGGAAGAAGUUGCUCCUGAAAAAGUUGAGGCCAUGAAGGAAAAAGAAGUAGCUCCUGAAGAAACUGAGGCCAUGAAGGAAGAAGUUGCUGCAGAAAAAACUGAGUCCGUGAAGGAAAAAGAAGUAGCUCCUGAAGAAACUGAGGCCGUGAAGGAAACAGAAGUAGCUCCUGAAGAAACUGAGGCUGCAAAGGAUAACGGAGAAAAAGAAGUUGGCCCUGAAGAAUCUGAGGCGGUGAAAGAAGAUCCUAUGCAAGUAGAAGGAAAAUUUGAGAAGGAUAAUUCAGCUUCAAAUAUUGAGAAGGAUGUUCUGAAGGAAAACCAAGAGGAAAAUAAAGAUGCAACCCAAGAUACAGAUACUAAGGUUGAAGAUGCCCCUCCUGAAGAAAUUAAGGCAUCGCAAGAUGUUAAAAUGACUGAUGAUGCUGAAGAACACAAGACGAAUGCAGAAGCAGAACCAGAAAAUUCAAAAGAGAUCCAGGUUGUGGAAGUAGCUGAUGGUUCUGAAGUAACUCAAAAUGAUAAAGGGAAAAUGGAGAAUGUACAAGUUCAAGAGAACACGGAACAAAAACCAAUUGAGGAAGGCAGAGAUAAUGGUUCCGAGAAACAGGACAAACUGGAGACAGGUACUGAUGAGGAAAAGAAGUAUGAAGUUGAUGGAGAGGAGGAGAAAAACAAAAGUAGCGUCUUUGGAUCUAAGGGAGAAACUAAAGAGAAAGAAGUGGUAAACAUGAUCAAUUUGGAACAAAAUAACAUGAUGGACAAGGGAGAAGUGAUCGAGAAUGGCAGCUAUGGCAACCAGGCUGGCGAGGCCAAGCCUUGAGUUACUGUAUCAAUUAACUUAAUACUUCUUCUAUCCACCACCUGACCUUUAUAGUUUGUGGUUUUUUUUUGGAUGACUGUAGUAUCAUUGUUGUUUAUGAUAAUAUUCUUAUUGUUCGUGGAAACUUAUGUAUGCAAAAUCAUAGGUUAGGCCUUCAAGGGAUAUGUAUUGGUAAACUUUCAUCACAGAUUAGGCCUCCAAGUCCGCAGCCUCUGUGUCACUGAAGGGACUCGUAGCUUGCAGAUAUUUAUGUAACAGUAUGGUGUUAAAACUGGUAUGUAAUAAGUAGUUAUGUAUUCAGUUACUGAUAGCUUGCAGAGAUUUAUGUAACAGUAUGGUGUUAAAACUGGUAUGUAAUAAGUAGUUAUGUAUUCAGUUA
Cornus florida is the source of this 1763-nucleotide messenger RNA. RefSeq names its product methyl-CpG-binding domain-containing protein 11-like. The record is from RefSeq and is a predicted model, not a curated record. Gene Ontology annotation, molecular function: DNA binding. NCBI's taxonomy places the organism in Eukaryota, Viridiplantae, Streptophyta, Magnoliopsida, Cornales, Cornaceae. The coding region runs from base 164 to 1384 and encodes 406 amino acids. The transcript is spliced from 3 exons.